UGCCCAAUGGCAGCAGUAGUUCUAGGGGGAGACACCGUGGGUCCUGAAUGUAUCUUCCCCAAUCAGACUGAGGAACUGGGGCCACAUUGGGGCCCCAUGGAAGGCACUGGGGAUUGGAGCAGUGAGGAACCAGAGGAAGAACAAGAGGAAAGAGGAGCAGGACCAGCUGGCUACUCCUACCAGCCUCUGAACCAAGAUCCUGAACAAGAGAAGGUGGAACUGGUACCAGUGAGGGAUGGAGAAGAUGUAAUUGCUGAUAUUCAAGAUCAGACCCAGGCCCUGGGGCUUCAUUUGCCAGACCCACCACUAGAAAAUGAGGACGAAGAUAAGCAGGGAGCUACAGCAUUCAACAACCACAGCUCUAUUCCCAUGGACCCAGAACAUGUAGAGCUGGUGAAAAGGACAAUGGCUGGCAUAAACCUGCCUGUGCCAGGGGUUCCUGCCUGGGCUCAUGAGAUAUCAGAUGCCCAGUGGGAAGAUGUGGUACAGAAGGCCCUCCAAGCCCGGCAGGCCACCCCUGCCUGGAAGUGA
Molecule: messenger RNA, 531 nt
Organism: Budorcas taxicolor (takin)
Lineage: Eukaryota; Metazoa; Chordata; Mammalia; Artiodactyla; Bovidae
Product: male-enhanced antigen 1-like
Exons: 1
Coding region: 7-531 (174 amino acids)
Biological process (GO): spermatogenesis
Source: RefSeq, a predicted model, not a curated record